Molecule: messenger RNA, 1020 nt
Organism: Drosophila eugracilis
Lineage: Eukaryota; Metazoa; Arthropoda; Insecta; Diptera; Drosophilidae
Exons: 2
Coding region: 88-945 (285 amino acids)
Source: RefSeq, a predicted model, not a curated record
AUUGCAAAAUGGCCGAUCACAGCGAGGCUAUAAAAGAAUCGAUUGUGGCUUAGCCAGGAUCAGUUGUUUUCCUACGUUUAAGCAAAGAUGUUGUUCCUGAAAGAGUGUAGAUCCCAUUUGCUUGUGUUCUUGCUGCUAUUGAUCCGGGGAUCGCUAUGUCUGCCCGCACUGGAUGCAGCUCCUCCGGCAGCUACGCCUAAUACUGUCGAAGAGACUGAAAAUCUGGUCGAUGGCAGUGGCGAGCCGGCUAGUGCUCCUCAAGAGUCAGCUCCAACAAUAAGCAAUGAAACGAUUCCUCCAACUACAGAAACUACGGAGGCAGCGGUGCCUGACAAUGUGGCCAGCGGAAGCAGCAUUGAUCCUGCCAUUUACGCCGGAGGAAUCCUAAGCCCCGAGCUUCUCCAGCAGUAUCUAAGUCAGUAUAAUGCCUAUGCUCCGUACGCAUAUCCGACUCCUGUAGCGGGAGCAGCACCUGGCAUUUACCCGUAUCCGGGACCCAUAGUGGUGCAGACGGGUUACGAGGGUCUUCUGAUACCCGCAAAUGUUGUCAGUCAAUCGGACACAACCACUGUGGCGGCACCUGCUCCUCAGCCGAGCUCCUCGAAUCCACUGCUUGUCUUCAUAUCCAACCUGAUACCCUCUAUCCUGAUGUCUUCGCUCUUCCGCAUCGCUGCCGUGGUUCUCUCCACCGUUGCGAUCAUCCUCUUUGGUGGGGCUAUCACCAGUGCGCUGUGCAGGAUCACUCCGAUCUGCGAAAUACCCGCCAGAGCUGUGGACAUUCUGCGCACAGGUGGCGCCCAGGAUGUGGGUCGUAUGUUGGCCGAAGAGAUGACCCCGGAACGAGUGCGCCGGGCCACGGUAUUCGUGCGCAACGCCAUCCGGAAGUAUCAGCAACUGCAGAAGCUAGUGGAGGCGUCGGAGGCGGUGACCGAGUUGACCAACUAGUGGUUGCGUAAUGGAUAUUAGGUUUAGUGCUGGAUCGUAAAUUAGGUGGAAUGCAAAAUAUAUACUUUUAAUGAA